Dissoconium aciculare CBS 342.82 is the source of this 1295-nucleotide messenger RNA. RefSeq lists its product as uncharacterized. The record is from RefSeq and is a predicted model, not a curated record. Lineage: Eukaryota; Fungi; Ascomycota; Dothideomycetes; Mycosphaerellales; Dissoconiaceae. The coding region runs from base 290 to 1042 and encodes 250 amino acids. The transcript has a single exon.
AGCGGAUGAGUCUGGCUGCAUUGAAAGCACUGAGCUCACCUGCAAACCAACUCGUGGUGCCGCAGAUUCCCCGAGCUGUGAGAUUGCAUGCGCCGAGUAUACUGCCAGUGACAUGCUACCAUGAUUCAACGAAAGCAAUGUCGCUUAUUGCUUAGGUUGGUCAAUUCGUCGUCCCUACUGGUAUGGUGAAACUUUGUCCGGACGUUAUCACUCUUGAGGCGCGACCAGACCAGUCUCCGGAAUCUUCAAUGUCAGGGCUCGAUGCCACUAGUAAAUUUGUUGCAAACGAAUGCGACGAAAUGGGAACAGACCACUUCGAAAAAUUGUCCACGCCAAUGAGUCUCGAAUGGACCAGCUGCAGAGGUCAUCCAGGCCACUCCGUCAAGUCGUGACGGCUCUCUUGCAAUCAAUCGAGACCACCGUUCCGACAGAUGUUUCGACCGAUGCAAUGCAACAUGACCUGCAUAACGACGCAUCGCCACGGACUCGACAUAUCUUCUUGACAUUGCAGGUUCUGUUUCCAAACGAACUACUUCCCGCCCUUGAUAUCCUCGAUCGCGGACUCGUCACUCGUCUGCGGUGCGUGACUGACGAGGCGGAACUUUCUCUGCUCCUGGUACAAUCAUCACGCUCGCAAAGCGACUCUCGCAAGGAAAGACAUGCGCAUGAUACCAAGUCUACAAGAUUUCAGAAUAAGAGCAAUGUCACAUCCGACCUAGAGACAGAUCUCCCACUGCCACCAUGUCACGAGGUUCGUCUUGAUGCAUGGUCCUGCUCGUGUCCUGCCUUUGUUUUCUCGGCAUUUCCAGUGCGGUCGGUGACAUCAAACUCGCUUAUCGUGGAAGCAAAGACUGCGGGAGAGCAAACUGUAACAGACUGGUUCUUCGGAGGCAAGUCCUGUGGCGAUGAGCUACCUGUGUGCAAGCAUCUCCUGGCAUGCGUACUCGGUGAGCGUUGCGCCAUCUUCCGACGGCGUAUCCGCGAGCGAACCUGUACAGCAGAGGAGAUAGCUGGAUGGGCGGCUGGAUGGGGUGACCUUUGAUGGGAAGCGAAAGCUCAUCUUGCAAUGGGCCGCCUGUCUGUUGCUCUUUGUCAUCCAUGUUGAACCAUGAAACCUUCCAGCGUCAGCAUCACACUCUCCUCGCGGGAUUUCGCAUCGAAAUUGCAACGGGUUCCGCACAGAAAGGAAACCACGUGUUACACACAGCUACAUCGUCGAACAAGAGACAAGGGGUUCUUAGAUCUUUUCUGGGCAGAUCGAGCUGGUUUGGAAGCAGGCAGACGUGCCAUAUCAU